AUGACAUCAGCAGUCAACCCUAACAUGUGGGGCCGCUCAGUCAUUGUCUGGUGGGGUCCACUGUCAUUGGCCCAAGGGGCGGGCGCGCGGUGCGGGUGCUGGGCGCCACCGGGUGCAGUUGCGGGCGUAACCCGCGCGGCGCCGAGCCCGACCAGGGGGAACGGGGCGAAGCCACCGGGGCGCGGCGCGGCGCCACCAGCGGGCGGCAGGUGGUGGCAGCGAGCGGGGCCGUGGGGCAGCGGCGCGGGCAAGCGAGAGGGCGGCCGCGACAGCGCGACAGACGGCGGACAGCGCGGCGAGCGAGGGAGCUGCGGGGAGCGUGAGCGCACGAGGGGAGAGGGCGCGGGUGACCGCGGCGAGCGGCGACAACCAGGUCCGCCGAGCACGCACGGUGGUGAUAGGAGGAAGGGGGAGACGGGGGUGGUCCUCACGUUCGGUGCGGGGAAGAGGGGCGGCGUGGCUCGGGGUGGUCCGGCGAGGGAGAGGAUGAGGCAGACGACGGCGACGGGGACGAGGAAGUCCGGCGACGGCGCGGCGUCGGGGAUCGGGGCGCCUCAGGGUCGUGCCCCCGUUCCAGCACGGGUCGAGGGGGGUGACGUGCGGGAGGAGACGGAGAGGCGGGUGGUGGCGUCGGGCGCCGCGGCUGGGGCCGCGCCGGGGAUGGGCGCCGGCGGCGGAGGCGUGGGGUCGGGCUCCUCCCCGAUCUAG
Molecule: messenger RNA, 708 nt
Organism: Aegilops tauschii subsp. strangulata
Lineage: Eukaryota; Viridiplantae; Streptophyta; Magnoliopsida; Poales; Poaceae
Source: RefSeq, a predicted model, not a curated record